GCGGGUGUUGGAAUGACUGCAUAUGACGCACUGCGUGUCAGCGACCAGUGUGCCUCUACUCUGGAAGGAAAUAUCAUUCACAUCAUAAGUAUCGUUGCUGCGGAAGCCUUGCUGGUUAUUCGGACCUGGGCAUUCUGGCAGAAGAGUACAAGAUUGCUGAUCGGGUUAUCGAUUUAUAGCGUGUUGACAAUUGCUGCCGCUAUUGCUGUAGACCUUGUCCCUACGAUGUUGAUCCCAGGAGAGGAGCCCCCUCUAGGAACCUGUUACUUUGAGAGCACACGCAACUCUGCGGUCGUAUACAUAUUCUUGGCGUUAUUCGAAAGCGUGAUACUGCUCCUUACUGUGUAUAAGAGGGUCCACGACUAUAAAAACUCUCAGAGUGGAAUCAUAGUAACCCUAUAUCACGAUGGCAUGGUUUACAUGCUGUCCAUCCUCACCAUCACGCUCGCCAAUUUUAUCAUCGGAGCUGCACUUCCAAGCGCCUAUAGCAAUCUGUUUGACACGCUACAGCUGGUCAUUCACAGCGUCCUGGCAUCACGAAUUUUAUUCCACCUUCGGCAUAGCAACCAACGUGUGCACGAACCGUCCAUGUCAAUGACGACGCUAGACACUCAAGUAAGAUAUUUACGACCUGCAUCGAUGGGUGGGACGGGUUCUGCCAGUGCUAGUGAAGUUUGA
Messenger RNA from Suillus bovinus, 678 nucleotides. RefSeq lists its product as uncharacterized. The transcript is spliced from 11 exons. The record is from RefSeq and is a predicted model, not a curated record. NCBI's taxonomy places the organism in Eukaryota, Fungi, Basidiomycota, Agaricomycetes, Boletales, Suillaceae. Bases 13 to 678 code for a protein of 221 amino acids.